Brassica oleracea var. oleracea is the source of this 498-nucleotide messenger RNA. RefSeq lists its product as uncharacterized. The transcript has 2 exons. NCBI's taxonomy places the organism in Eukaryota, Viridiplantae, Streptophyta, Magnoliopsida, Brassicales, Brassicaceae. The record is from RefSeq and is a predicted model, not a curated record. The coding region runs from base 1 to 498 and encodes 165 amino acids.
AUGGCGGACGUGACUAGGGCUCCACGUACGAAGGACUUUGGAUCUACAUCCAUCCAAUGUCCGAUGUUGACUUCGACAAACUACACAGUUUGGUCGAUGAAGAUGAAGGUUCUACUACGUGUUCAUGAAGUGUGGGACAUGAUCGAACCAGGUGGGAGAACAAACCGCAUCAAAAGAGAUUUGGAACUCAAUCAAGUCACGCACCUAGGAGCUGAUCGUGUAAGGGAGGCGAGACUUCAGACGUUGAUGACGGAGUUUGAUAGGUUGAAGAUGGAUGAUAACGAUACGGUCGAUGACUUCGCGGGGAAGAUAUCGGGCCUAUCAUCCAAAGCAACCUCUUUGGGAGAAAACAUAGAAGAAUCCAAGAUGGUCAAGAAGUUCUUGAAGGAUCUUCCGAGACACAAGUACAUCCAGAUCGUAGCAUCGCUUGAGCAAGUCCUAAACCUAAACUCGACGGGUUUCGAGGACAUAGUUGGAAGGCUUAAGGCGUAUGAGUAA